UUUUACAGUUUACAUUUUUUAUUGUUUUGAUCAGAAAUAUAGUUUUGAUGUUCACUUUAGUUAAACGUUUGUGAAAUCAACAACACUAGAUAAGUGAAUUAUAUUUUCAACUGUAAUUUAAGAUUUCUACAGUUACGUCUCAAAAUGGCAGAAGAUCUUCAGAAUUAUAAACUACAGUUGCAACAGGUUGAAGCAGGACUGCUUACAGAUCCUGAAAAUCUGGAAUUAUUAAAAUUGAAAGAGGGUCUUGUGGAAGUAAUUGAAUUGACCAAUGAUCUUAUUAAAACUCAAUGUGAGGAACAGAAAAAGUCUUCAUAUGUGGAACCUAUAUCUGGAGUUAAUAUAUCGGAAUAUUACGAUGAAAUUGAAGCUGCUUUAAUAGAAGCAGAAAAAUUAGUUACUGCUCCACAAAACUGGAAAGUGGGCGAUAAAUGUAGAGCUAAGUGGAUAGAAGAUGGUAAAUACUACGAUGCAAUUAUUGAAGACAUCAGCACCGAAGGAGAAGUUAGUGUUGUGUUUGAUACUUAUCAAAACCGGACAACUACAACAAUCAACGAAUUAAGGGAUUGCACAACUAGAAAUGAAGUUUUUCCUUCAUCAAGACGACAUCACCCCAACCAAAAGGAAUAUUUGAAGAAACGAAAACAAAAAAAAUUACAAAGGUUCAAAGAAUUGGAGGAAGAGCGAGAGUGUGACAAAAAGAAAUGGCUUAAUUUCACAACUAAGAAUCUGAAGAAACCGGGAAUGAAAAUAAAGAGUAUAUUUGCGUCUCCUGAUACGGUUUCAGGGCGCGUCGGCAUUGGAACAUGUGGCGUUUCCGGAAAAGGAAUGACCGAAUACACGGUUGGUGAGAAGUAUCGUAAAGGUUUCUAAAUUUUCAUUGUUGAUGUCAUGACAAUAAAAAAAACAUAAGUUUGACCAUA
Zeugodacus cucurbitae (melon fly) is the source of this 923-nucleotide messenger RNA. RefSeq names its product survival of motor neuron-related-splicing factor 30 (gene Spf30). Lineage: Eukaryota; Metazoa; Arthropoda; Insecta; Diptera; Tephritidae. The record is from RefSeq and is a predicted model, not a curated record. The coding region runs from base 145 to 873 and encodes 242 amino acids. Gene Ontology annotation, molecular function: RNA binding. Gene Ontology annotation, cellular component: cytoplasm; nucleus; precatalytic spliceosome. The transcript has 3 exons. Gene Ontology annotation, biological process: mRNA processing; regulation of alternative mRNA splicing, via spliceosome.